Protopterus annectens (West African lungfish) is the source of this 1443-nucleotide messenger RNA. It is a transcript of the gene FUCA2, whose product is annotated as alpha-L-fucosidase 2. Bases 1 to 1311 code for a protein of 436 amino acids. Gene Ontology annotation, cellular component: lysosome. The transcript is spliced from 7 exons. The record is from RefSeq and is a predicted model, not a curated record. Gene Ontology annotation, molecular function: alpha-L-fucosidase activity. Lineage: Eukaryota; Metazoa; Chordata; Ceratodontiformes; Protopteridae. Gene Ontology annotation, biological process: glycoside catabolic process; fucose metabolic process.
AUGGAAACUGAGCUUAGCCAUAUAAGUUAUUGCACUCUGGUAUUUAUGAAAGAUAUAAGAGAACUGUUACAGGAAAAAGGGAAGACUUAUGCCCUCUUCUUGUUAGAGACUGCUUCUCAGGUGACUUGCCAUUUUAUUAAGUGCUGUGAUGCAGCAGAUUCUUCUUCCAGGUCUGCUGCUUUUGGUUCUAUGAUGAGGAGGCUUAGGCUUCAACCUCUGCCUGAUGAUAUUAAGGAUAAGCUGACAGACAAUCAUCUGGACAAUAAGCAUUUGUUUGGUGGUGCUGCUGCUGCUUUGUUUAAAUCCCUACAGGAAAAGGGUUUUACUUUGUGGGGAUCAAAACAUUCAUGGAACUGGAAUGCUGUGGAUAUUGGACCAAAGCGAGACCUUGUGGGUGAACUAGCAUUUGCUGUUAGAAAUCGUACACACUUGCACUUUGGAUUGUAUCAUUCUCUUUUUGAAUGGUUCAAUCCCCUCUUCCUUCAAGACAAAGAAAGUAAAUUUGCAAGAGAUGUAUUUGCUACUCAGAAGUCCAUUCCUGAGCUGUAUGAGCUUAUUAAUCAGUACCAACCUGAAGUCUUAUGGUCUGAUGGAGAUGGUGUUGCACCGGACACAUAUUGGAACAGCACAGGGUUUCUUGCCUGGCUUUAUAAUGAAAGCCCUGUUCGUGAUACGGUUGUUACAAAUGAUCGGUGGGGAACAGGCAGCAUCUGCAAACAUGGUGGCUACUACACCUGCACUGAUCGUUAUAACCCUGGUCAUCUUCUUCCUCAUAAAUGGGAGAAUUGUAUGACCAUAGACAAGUCAUCUUGGGGCUACAGAAGAAAUGCUUUGCUGAAAGACUAUCUCACUAUUGAAGAGCUAGUGAAGACUCUUGUGGAAACUGUGUCAUGUGGUGGAAAUCUUCUCAUGAAUGUUGGGCCUACUCAUGAUGGCAGAAUUAUACCCAUAUUUCAGGAACGUCUAAGACAGAUGGGUCAGUGGUUGAAAGUCAAUGGAGAAGGGAUAUAUAGGUCUAAGCCUUGGAGAGCACAGAAUGAUUCUAUUACACCUGCAGUAUGGUACACAUCAAAACCUGAAGAGAACUCUGUUUAUGCCUUUUUUCUGGAAUGGCCAACCACAACUGUUCUGGUUCUUGGUGAACCUUUUGCUGUUGAUGGGGAAACAAAGGUUAACCUGGUUGGUUAUGCCCAGCCGCUAAAGUGGCUGGCAUUGGACAGUCAAGGCAUUGUAGUGGUACUUCCACGUCUUAACCCUGGUCAGUUACCAUGUCAGUGGAGUUGGGCUCUGAAACUUACCAGUGUUGCAUAACAGUUAAUGAAAUUCAAAGCCCUUCUGAAGUAUGUAUGAUAAUUUUCUUUCAGUCACAAAGUCAAUGCUGUUUUUAUAUUUCUGGAGGAAUUUUUGGGACACAAAAAUUAAAAUAUGUAUAAAGUUGGUUAA